AACCAACUCAACGCUCAUUGCCGCUCAGCUUGUUCAGCACCAUCGCCCACGAUGAGCAUGAGCAUGUUCGCAAACAAGCCAAAGGCAAAGGCGGCAAAGGAUGACCGGCCGCCUGUCGCAAGGCCGUGGGUCGAGAAGUACCGCCCAAAGAGCAUCGACGAAGUAGCAGCACAAGAGCACACCGUGAAUGUUCUCCGCAAGACACUGCUUUCCAGCAAUCUACCCCAUAUGCUCUUCUACGGCCCACCAGGAACAGGAAAGACGUCAACCAUCCUUGCCCUCGCUCGCCAGCUCUUCGGACCUGAGCUCUUCAAGUCGAGAGUCCUGGAGCUCAAUGCCUCCGAUGAGCGUGGUAUCAGCGUCGUGAGAGAGAAGAUCAAAAGCUUCGCCAAGCUCGCCGUAUCGCACGCCGACAGCGACUUCCCCUGCCCGCCGUAUAAGAUUAUCAUCCUCGACGAGGCAGACAGCAUGACCCAGGACGCACAGAGUGCGCUGCGUCGCAUCAUGGAGCAGUACAGUCGCAUUACGAGGUUCUGCCUUGUCUGCAACUACGUGACCAGAAUCAUUGAGCCUCUAGCGUCACGCUGCAGCAAGUUCCGCUUCCGCACGCUGGACACCACAUCCACAAAGGAUCGCCUCGAGUACAUUGCUAAGGAGGAGAACGUCUCCUUCGAGAACGGGGUUCUCGACACUCUCAUCAAAACCUCGGACGGGGACAUGCGACGCGCCAUCACCUACCUCCAAUCAGCCGCCCGUCUCCACAGUAAGGGCGCCGUGGGUGGCGAUGGGGAGAAGGCCUCCUCCGCCACGCCGGUCACACCCAUCUCCAUUGUCGAGAUCGCCGGGGUCGUCCCGCACAGCGUAAUCGUCUCCCUAUGCGACGCCAUGGGUCUCGACGCGCCUCCAGACUUCGAAGGGGACGCAGCAAUGUCUUCUGGCAACAAGCCUCCCAAGGCCUCAUUCGAAGCCGUUCACUCUGCUGUACGACAUUUGGCCAUUCAGGGCUAUUCGGCCUCUCAGCUCUUGACGCAGAUCCACGACUAUAUCAUCGAGCAUCCAACCCUCGAGGCGCAGAAGAAGGCAAAAUGUGCUCUGGCAAUGGGAGAGGCGGACAAGGCGCUUGUUGAUGGGGGCGAUGAGGAGUUGCAGUUGCUGAAUUUGUGUUUGAAAAUGAUGCGGGCGCUGAACUAACGUGAGGGCGAGG
Jaminaea rosea is the source of this 1204-nucleotide messenger RNA. RefSeq names its product putative RFC2-DNA replication factor C, 41 kd subunit. Gene Ontology annotation, molecular function: ATP hydrolysis activity; DNA clamp loader activity; DNA binding. The transcript has 4 exons. The record is from RefSeq and is a predicted model, not a curated record. Bases 52 to 1191 code for a protein of 379 amino acids. Lineage: Eukaryota; Fungi; Basidiomycota; Exobasidiomycetes; Microstromatales. Gene Ontology annotation, biological process: DNA-templated DNA replication; DNA repair. Gene Ontology annotation, cellular component: nucleus; DNA replication factor C complex.